UUGGCCAUCAGUUGCUCGUCACAUGUUCGACACUCAAGACCAAAAAGAGAACCAAUAUUGAAAAAAAAAAAUAUUAAAGACAGUUUGAAGAAUUCUAAUACGAAUCUAUUAUAAAAGACAGUGGCCAGUAGCGAAUUAGAAAAAAAAAAACAGUAAUUAAAAGUGUGUUUACCGUUAUUACAAGCGAUCACCCUGUAACAUUCUCGAAGUUUUCGUUCGACAAAUUUGCCUCCAAUCUACACCCACAUAAGAAAAAGACAAAACGCGUGGUUUUCGCGAAGAACGAAAGAAAAGUGAAAUUGGAAUUUUCACACACACACACACAUCUACAGUGUGUAUCGUCGUGUACGUGUACGGUGUUGACUAAUUGUUGUGGAUCGAAAGGAGAUCGCGCAAACCUCUGCUGCUGCCCGCCGUCGUUGUCGUUGUUAGCACCAGCUGUUCAACUUCACCACCCCCACCAGCCGUGAAACUCCACCACCUUUGCCGCCCCUCGAUAACGUUUUGAUUUUCUUCGUUUGUUGUUCUUGUUUUCUUGUAGAAAGAGAGAGAUAGAGACAGAGGAGAAACCGUUUUCUGCAGCGAAGAACAAAAAGUCAAGAAAAGAAAGCAAAAAGUAAAAGAUUCACACAGAUUACUUGGUGGACUAAGUGUAUACGUGUAUAUAUAGUAUAUGUUUAAAUACAUACAUACAUACUAAUAUCUAUACAAUCAAGCGAAAAAAAAAAACCACCGCCCGCCCGUUCGCAUAUAAUCGGAGACGUUGAGGAGGAAGACUACUUCGUAAUCGUUAACCGUAACACCUCGCUCCUCGCUCAAGUAACGGCAUUUCCAUUUCUCUGCUCUUGCACAACACCCACAUCCAGCCCUCCGCGAUCACCCUCCCUCCCCCAACCACCCGCCAAAGAAGAAGUGUCUCAUCUUCUCCUCGUUAAAGUGUGCGGUGUCCUCGUGCCGCAAUUUCGUUUUGGUGACCAUCACAGAGAGAACGCGCGAGUGUGAGCGAGCGAUCUAAAUCACGGAGAGCAAGACCCAGAGAGAGUGUGAAAUAGGAAGAGUGGGUGUAUGUGAAAAUAAAGAGAGAACUGUGCCAACUAUUGAUCCGAUCGACUGUGCCGCUAGCUUUAUUUUGGAUAAUAUGGCCACAUAGCUGAAUAAUUUUCCAGGCGACAGCAGCAACAACAACAACAACACCAGCCACAGCAAAUUAAUGAAUUUCAUGAUUAAAAAUAUUUCAAAGGUACAACAAAAGCUCAUUUAAUAAAAAGCAAAAAUCAAAAUCAAACACAACGCAAAAUCGAAAAACCAAUCAUUUUGUUUUAAAGCGAAGAGCAACAACACAAACGUGGCAAAAAAGCAAAAACAAAAACUAAAGCAAAAAAAAACCAAAACGAAGCUUUUUGAGCAAAUCGAGAGUAACGGGCAGCCAACAGCAGCGAGAGUAGUGUUUGUGUGUGUGUGAGUGGGAGAGCAGCAGCAGCUACAAGCAAGUUAGAGGUGUUCAGUGCUAGAAGAGAGACAGAGAGAGUGCGGCAACAGUUUAAGAUACAACAAAAAAAAACGAAAAAAAUUUAAAACAAAAACAAAAAUAAAAGCCAAACCAGAACAGAACCAAAAACCAAGCAAUUGCGCUCGGAACAAUUUUUUAAGCGGAACGGAAAAAAAAGCAGUGAAAAAAAAUAAAUUUGAAAGAAAAAAUUCUAAAUAUUUAAAUACAAUCGCAAAGCAAAAACACAAAAAUCACCAAAAGUUUAAGCUUACCGAAAGAAAAAAAAUUCUACAUUGGGAUUUUUGUUUUUUGUUUUUGGUAAAAUGGUAAAUAAAUCAAACGGCAAAGUGGGGCAGCAGCAGCAGCAGCAGAAGGUGGACAAGGACAAGGCGGCUAUGUUGCCGGCAAUGGGCAAUGGCAAUGGCAACAGCAGCAAUAACACAAAAAACAACAACAACAAGAAUAAAAAUUCAAAUGCCAAGAGCAAUAACAGCAAAAAGAAUUCCGGCAACAAUAAUAACAAACAGCAGCAGCAGCAACAACAACAACAGAAGGGUAACACUAACAAAAAGACUAAAUCACAGAAGCAGCAGCAGCAGCAACAACAACAACAACAGAAACCUCUGCAGCAGCAACAACAACAGAAACAACAACAACAACAGAAACAAUUAGUUAACAAACAGGACCACAGUAAUCAAUCAUUAAAUCAAACUACCUCAACAAAAGCAACUAAAGCAACAGCAACAGUCACCACAGUGACCACAGCAACAACAACAAAAACAAAUGCUACAACAUCAAUUGAUAAGGUUAGCCCAGCUGAGCUAUUAACCGCCGCAUUGGCUGUACCCUGUGCCAAAUGCUCGAAACCAUCGAUGAUCUCUGCAUUGACGACCCCCACAAGCAGUAACAAUAUCAUCUCGACAUCCUCAUCAUCAUCAUCAUCAUCGUCGUCGUCGUCCUCAUCGGCCUCAUCAACAAUUAGCACCGGAUCGGAGACCGACAGCAAUAAUAGCUCAAUAAUUAGUAGCAGCAGCUAUACCAACUAUUCGGCCCAUUUUAUUGAACCCUUAAUCUAUACGAGCAAACAAUAUCGUAAAUCGAAAUCCUAUAUGGGUGUGCCACAAUACAAUUUAGGCGGCAGUGGCAGUAGCAGCUCAAAUUCAAGCUAUCAGUCAACAAAGACACAUCACGCCAAUGCCAAUGGCAAUGGCAAUGGAUCAAAUAAUAUAUCAUAUCGCCGCUCCCAUAGCGAUAGACGAAAUUCAUUUGAUCGUUCAUUUGCCGAAAGGAAUCGAGACUUUGUUCCAGUUGUACAGCCAGCACGUCCAGUGCUCUCUUCGUCAAAUAUUGCCGGAGUGAUGGCCAAUACGGCCAAGUUGACGAUCAUAGAACGGUUCGGCAAAGGACGUGUCGCCUAUCCCAUAAUGCAGUGCGGGACACUAGACGGAGCCGAACCGUUAUAUCAUCAGCAACGCAGCAACAGAAUGGACGUGUAUCAGAUCGAUGAUGGUUUCCAUUCAGAUGGUGGCACCGAAACGCCGCCACCAUCUCCAAGUUCUGGAUCAUCGAUUGCCUCGACAUCGGAUCAUGGCUCACUGGAGAGUGUCGAUACGGGAGGAACACAGCGUCUGGCCGUCUUAUCGUUCGAGCAGGUGCGAAAAUUGCAUAAUGUGAUGGACGAAAAGGUGGCCAUACAUGGCCGUGGCAAUUUCCCCACCCUCGAGGUGACAUUGAAGGAUCUGGUGAAUUUGGUGCGUCGCAAAUUGGAAGCUGAGGUGAAUGCCGGCGGCGCUGGUGUCUUAGUCAAGGACAUACGAUUGAAUGGUGGAGCAGCUAGUCAUGUUUUAGCCAGCGAGGAUCAGCCAUAUAAUGAUUUGGAUUUGAUAUUUGCCAUCGAGUUGAGUUCGCCGCGUGUCUUUGAUCGUGUUAAGACAGCGGUAUUGAAUACUCUGCUCGAUCUGAUGCCCGAGGGUGUGUGCAAGCGUCGGAUUUACACGUGCUCGAUCAAGGAGGCCUAUGUGGGUAAAAUGGUUAAGGUGAAUAAUAAUAAUGAUGGUGAUCGUUGGUCCUUAAUCUCGUUGGGCAAUUCACCGGGUCACAAGAAUGUUGAAUUGAAAUUUGUCGAUACAAUGCGUCGUCAAUUUGAAUUCUCUGUCGAUUCAUUCCAAAUUGUACUCGAUUCGUUGUUACUAUUCUAUGAUUGUGCCGCCUUGCCCAUAUCGGAGAAUUUCUAUCCCACUGUUGUGGGUGAAUCUGUCUAUGGGGAUUUCCAGGAGGCUCUAUAUCAUUUGCAAAAGAAAUUGAUCUCAACACGCCAGCCCGAAGAGAUCCGGGGCGGUGGUCUGCUCAAGUAUUGUAAUCUUCUAGUGCGCAAUUACAAGGCUGUCGAUUCGCAAUUGAUCAAGACCCUAGAGCGUUAUAUGUGUUCGCGUUUCUUUAUUGAUUUCCCCGACAUAAAUACACAGACCACAAAGCUGGAGGCAUAUUUGCGUAAUCAUUUCUGGGGUGUGGACGAGGAGCCGCUACAGUAUCAAUAUCUGAUGCAUUUACGUGAAGUUGUCGAAAUGUCAACAGUCUGUCUAAUGGGACACGAGCGACGACAGACAUUGCAUCUGAUACAAUCGCUGGCCGCCCAGGUACUAUAUCAUAAGCAAGAGAAACAGCAACAGCAACAUCAGCAGCAACAACAGCAACAUCAACAACGUCAUCAGUUCCUGGAUCCUUCACAGCAGCAGCAGCAACAACAGCAGCAACAGUCUCAACAACAGGGAGCAACACAAACAAUCUAUGUGCAACAAGCUGCCUGUUGUCCCACAAAUAGUUCAACAAAUGAACAAAAUGUUGGUACAACAACAUCGACCCAGCCUGGAAAUGCGCCGCCACCGCAAGCUAUACAGAUACAGGCGGGUCCGCCGGGUCUAAUAUAUGCCAAUGGCGUUUACUAUGCACCUGUGAUUCCCAGCACCAUUUGCACCUGCAAUUCUACCUGGUUGAGUACGUGAUUGAUUGAGGAACAGC
This is a messenger RNA of Drosophila willistoni, 4507 nucleotides long. Its product is annotated as terminal nucleotidyltransferase 5C. Gene Ontology annotation, biological process: mRNA stabilization. Gene Ontology annotation, molecular function: poly(A) RNA polymerase activity; RNA binding. Lineage: Eukaryota; Metazoa; Arthropoda; Insecta; Diptera; Drosophilidae. The coding region runs from base 1813 to 4491 and encodes 892 amino acids. The transcript has 4 exons. The record is from RefSeq and is a predicted model, not a curated record.